This is a messenger RNA of Homo sapiens (human), 2428 nucleotides long. RefSeq names its product tubulin folding cofactor A (gene TBCA). Gene Ontology annotation, biological process: tubulin complex assembly; post-chaperonin tubulin folding pathway. The record is from RefSeq and is marked reviewed. NCBI's taxonomy places the organism in Eukaryota, Metazoa, Chordata, Mammalia, Primates, Hominidae. Gene Ontology annotation, cellular component: cytoskeleton; cytoplasm. The transcript has 3 exons. Bases 83 to 472 code for a protein of 129 amino acids. Gene Ontology annotation, molecular function: beta-tubulin binding.
CUAAAUAGCCGCAGCCUCUGCGCGUCGCCCUCCACGGUUACCCCGGCUCUCCGCCCCUCCUUCUCGCGGCGCUCGAGGGACCAUGGCCGAUCCUCGCGUGAGACAGAUCAAGAUCAAGACCGGCGUGGUGAAGCGGUUGGUCAAAGAAAAAGUGAUGUAUGAAAAAGAGGCAAAACAACAAGAAGAAAAGAUUGAAAAAAUGAGAGCUGAAGACGGUGAAAAUUAUGACAUUAAAAAGCAGGCAGAGAUCCUACAAGAAUCCAGGAUGAUGAUCCCAGAUUGCCAGCGCAGGUUGGAAGCCGCAUAUUUGGAUCUUCAACGGAUACUAGUAAGCAAAGACUUCUGUGUCAUGUUUAAAUUUUUUUUUUCAAUCCAAUACAUGGAAAGCCAAAAGUUUAAAUAUUUAACACUGAGAACUAGUUGGCAGUAUUUCUUAUUCACUUGCCCUUUAUACCGCUAUAUUUUAAAAUAAUUAAUGGAGUUUAAAUUGUGUUUUGAAUUAUGCCUCCAGUAAAAGUACUGUUUUCUAGCAUGUUUGUUCAGUUUAUUAAAAUUUAGCUAGUUAAAUUUAUUUAAGUUAUGAUAGUACCAGUAUUGUCCAGCAAUGUCUUGAUUAUUUGGUUUUCAUACAUAAAGAUCUUUUGAGACAUUGAGGAUGAGUUGACUGAUUAAAAUUUUAAAAGAUCUAAUGUUUCAAAAGAAUUUGGGAUCUUAUUAAAAGGAUCUUGAAUUCUUUCACAUUCAAACCUAGAUCAGUUUGAGAGGGGGAAAAAACCUGGUAAUCUAUGUAGUCCCCUCAUACUAACUUGGAGCUGAAUAACACUUAUACUUGCUGGUAUAAAUGCCUUGUGAUACAGAAGGUAGAUAAAGCAGGAAAUAAUAACUGUUAAAAUACUAUCUAAGACAGGAAGCAUCAUUUGUAUUUCUUGACAGUUUAAAUGCUUUUUUCUCUCAUGAAUCUAGUAGCUGAGAAAGUAAUAGAAAUUGCUUGGAAAAAAAUAAUGUUGGCCGCCAGGUGCAGUGGCUCAUGCCUGUAAUCCCAGCACUUUGGGAGGCUGAGGUGGGUGGAUCACGAGUCAGGAGUUCAAGACCAGCCUGACCAACAUGGUGAAAUCCUGUCUCUACUAAAAAUACCAAAAUAAUAAUAAUAAUAAUAAUGUAUUUGGAUGAUAUAUUUGUAUGUGAAGAUGUAUUCAACAAUAUCUCUGCCCUUGAAGAGCUUGUAUUUACUAACAGAGAACAAAGAUGUGUUUAAGGUAUAACAUGGAGGUUUAAGAAAUUCUUACGUAUAGUUUGAGCUAAGCAAAUUCUCAGUCGUUUUGCUUUCAGUUUUCAUAUUAAAUACACACAUACUUUAUUUCCUCUACUGUUUGUAUAUCUCCAUCUUUUAUUGACCUGACAUAAAUUGCUAACCAUAGCUUCAUUUAAAAAUCAAACAAAAUUUCCUGUGUACUUUAGAUAAUAUUAUUUCAUUUGUCUGUUAUCAUUACAAUAUAUUAGUAAAAGUUGCCUGUAUAUCAGUAUUAUGGAAAAACUCAAUCUUUAAAUAUCAGAAAAUGAAAGAUGUAUUUUGUUUCCUUUAGUGUAGGGUAUGUAAUACCCAUUAGCAAGCAGGCAAUUCAUUUGUUUAAUUCAAAGAUUAUAUUUAACUCUGUUGUGACAUCAGAAGCCUUCUUUGUCAUUGUGAAUAGUCAGUGGAUUAUUUUGGCCUGAAUGCUGUCAUAUAUGUAACAUGUUAGUAAAUCUUCCUUUUUACUUUUCUCUUUUGUAUGAUGAUGAUGGGUCAACAAAAUGAGAAUAAACUUUUUCUGAGGUUUUUAUUUAAUUAAUGCUGGUAGCUUUAGAAGACUGUUAUUCACUUAUUUUAUGAGAAUAUAUACAGUGAAACAAAACCACCAGUUAUUUCUUCCUUUCCUUGUAAAGAAGGAACAGAAUGUGGGAAACCUGUGGAAUUACAAUAUAUUUAGAUGAGGCUUGGGAUUUUUUACUUUUAAUUUUUUAGUUAUUAACAUUAAUGGUUUGUAAUAUUUGAGUAAAUAACAAAGUACUGAAACUUGAAAAGGAUAAACUUAAUUUUUAUUGUAUUUCAUUUUAGGAAAAUGAAAAAGACUUGGAAGAAGCUGAGGAAUAUAAAGAAGCACGUUUAGUACUGGAUUCAGUGAAGUUAGAAGCCUGAAACUUUUCUCGUAUGGGGUGGUUUUUGCAUUAAAUCCUGGGGUCCAUUUUACAAUCCAUUAUUUUUGACCACUGCUAUGUGUUCAAGUAGUAUGAGAAUGUGAUUGUUUUUAUCUGGUUACAUAUAUAUUUCUUUGUCUAAUUUAAUAUGUCAAAUAAAUGAGUUCAUCUAAUAAAAUUGUUUAUUUUAUACUUUACAAAAUUUUUAAAUUAACCUUUUAUCAUUAAACCACAUAGACUUUAUGACAGAGAA